Messenger RNA from Lindgomyces ingoldianus, 2648 nucleotides. RefSeq names its product PAXNEB-domain-containing protein. The record is from RefSeq and is a predicted model, not a curated record. Gene Ontology annotation, biological process: tRNA wobble uridine modification; tRNA splicing, via endonucleolytic cleavage and ligation. Gene Ontology annotation, molecular function: nucleic acid binding; tRNA-intron lyase activity. The transcript has 7 exons. NCBI's taxonomy places the organism in Eukaryota, Fungi, Ascomycota, Dothideomycetes, Pleosporales, Lindgomycetaceae. Bases 1 to 2370 code for a protein of 789 amino acids. Gene Ontology annotation, cellular component: cytoplasm; elongator holoenzyme complex; transcription elongation factor complex.
AUGUGCUCUCGUGUUGGCGUUAAUUAUUUUCACCACCAAAAUUUCCCCGCGCGAGCUUCCGGAGGGGCAACAAUGGCUUUCCGCAAACGCAAUGUCGCUGUUUCUCGAUCAAGAGAAGAUGAAAAAUGCCUUGCUUUGCCCAUCGCCUCACCAGAGCAGACACGGCCAGGCACCCGUCCUUCGCCGAUAGAUGGCCGGCCUACCACUUCCACUGGAACUCCCUCGCUGGAUAACAUUUUAGCUGGACAUGCAGGACUACCCCUCGGAAAUUCAAUCUUAAUCGGAGAAAGUGGGACUACUGAUUAUGCAGGCGCCCUGCUGAGGUUCUACGCCGCAGAGGGCAUUGUCCAAGGCCAUCAGGUGCAUGUGGUGGGCAUGGGCGAGGCAUGGGGAAGAGAAUUACCGGGACUCGCUGUAAGCAAGGACGAUGAGCGUAAAGAAAAGCGUGAGAAGAUGAAGAUUGCUUGGAGAUAUGAGGGUUUGGGGCAAUUUGAGAACGCGAGAGGUCCGGGAUUGCCGACAAGUGCCAGAGGUUCACCUCAGGCAGAAAUUGACAACCCAGAGGAACCAGCAGUCUUCUGUCAUACAUUUGAUCUCGCGAGGCGGCUCGCACUUCCUGCUGGCACUACCAUAAACUAUAUUUCUAUUCCUCGAAAUAGUCAGACCUCGCUAUUCACACCAGUGCUCCGAAACAUACAGCACCAACUAGCAUCGUCUCAACCAUCUACCAUCCAUCGCCUCGUCAUCCCGUCCAUACUCUCGCCAACACUAUAUCCUCCAGAGGCUUCACAUCCUAGCUCGGUGCUCCAAUUUUUACAUGCUCUGCGCGCUCUGCUCCGCCAACAUUCCUCUCGCUUGACGGCUCUAAUUACAAUCCCUUUGUCUCUCUACCCACGGUCUGUUGGCCUGGUUCGGUGGAUGGAGAUAAUAUCAGAUGGUGUCCUGGAGCUUUCGCCAUUUCCAUACGAUCCCACUCAGCCACUAUCGGUUUCCGGCGCUGCUACGCAAGGGGAAGAGAAGCCACAGGGUCUGCUGGUAGUGCAUAAGCUGCCCGUGUUUCAUGAAAAAGGUGGUGGUGGAGGAGCACAUGGACUAGGCGAGGACUUCUCCUUUACUGUGUCAAGGAGGAAGUUCGUGAUUUCGAAAUUUAGUCUCCCGCCUGUCGAAGGAGACAGAAAGGCCCAAGAAGCAGCCGCCACAGAGACGCACGGCGGGGGAAUGCCGAGCAAAGCAGAGCUAGACAUGUCUUCCAUCUCAAUUUGUUCCCAUCCGGCUUGCCCAACGCCCGAGCCGAUUAUUCCCGAGACGCGCGCGCGGAACCGGUCGCCGAGACAGGAUGACAAGGCCAAAAAUACUAUAAACAAGAGGAAGGGGAAGCCAAACAGCAGGCUAAGAAGAACGACGACGUUCAUCAUUGCAUACAGAAUGGUGAAUAUCAAGCGCCAAGAGGAUUACAGGCUCUUCAAACCUUCCACGCUGCAACGCCCUCACCAUGGUUGCAUCUCUACGACAGGACCCGCCAUGGUUCCGAUAGUCGAGCCGUUUCCCAUAUCCUACAUUGCCGGUCGGUACCUGCUCUUCGACGUAGAUGCUGUCAGCCAUGCCCGCCGCGAGCACAAUAUCUGCGGUGUCCUGAUCGGCACCAUCCCCAAUCUCUCACAGCAGAAUGUCUUCCUCGGCAUCCCUCUUGAGCUGAUGCCUGAAGAGGCACGUGUACUGGUAGAACAGGGACAUGCAUACAUCGUUGAUGAUGUCGAGGCUCACCGCUCAGGUUUCUUGAACAUGAGCCGGGAAGAUAGACUCGCACUUUUGCAAGUCAUGGACGAGAAGGGUAUCGAGCUGGCCAUCAGUGCGAAACAAAAGGCCGAGGCCAGGUCUGAAAAGGCUUUGAAGGACAGAGGGUUGGAUCGAAUCGCUCAAGCGAAUAGCCAACAUCGCAAGUCUCCUACGCCUGAACGAGCUGGAGGAGAUGCGACCAAAAUUGAGGCCUACUUCCUUACUCCUACAACAUCACACUCUCCACCGCUAAACCAAUCCGUGCAUCAAUCUUUGCCGCUACCUGAAGUUCCUCGGUCCUACCCUUUGUUCAGAUAUCUGCAUUCAAAAGGCUUUUUCUCGACGCCUGGCUUGCGUUUCGGCUGUCAUUACACGGUAUAUCCAGGCGACCCUCUUCGGUUCCACAGCCACUUUCUUGUCACUGGCCUAGACUGGGAAGAAGAAUUCGAUCUGCUGGACAUUGUCGGAGGCGGCAGGCUGGGCACGGGUGUAAAGAAGGCUUAUCUAAUUGGAGGGGAGGAACCUUCACAUCUGACUUCGGGAACGAAGGACGGCUCAGUCCGGGCCUUUUCAAUCGAGUGGGCAGGACUGUAGCCAAUUAUGAUAUGGACAUUGUUACUUUUGCCCUUCCAGUAUUCUUCCUGAGAACAAGGAGACGAUAAUACUACCAAAAGGCUCACAGUAUAUGAAGCAUCUGCUGGACUUAAUUGGGUCGAUGGCUUCUCCAACGUGCACCGGAGUACAUCAGAGGAAGACGAGAGCGAAGGGUAGUAGACAAUGAGGGUCGAGAGUAGAAGUGGAAGAUGAACCCCCCUGUUAGCAAAUACAUAAUCCAUGGCAUACAAGGCCUCCAUAUCUUUUGUCUAUUAUCC